Molecule: messenger RNA, 483 nt
Organism: Lathyrus oleraceus (garden pea)
Lineage: Eukaryota; Viridiplantae; Streptophyta; Magnoliopsida; Fabales; Fabaceae
Exons: 1
Coding region: 1-483 (160 amino acids)
Source: RefSeq, a predicted model, not a curated record
AUGGUUGGGAGUAUGGUUAUUUAUACCCCGACUAAUGGUUUGGUGACUACGUCGUGGGUGUGUUUGAAGUGUCCGUUAACUAUAUACGGUAAGAGUUUUUGGGUGGACCUAGUCUGUCUACCAUUGAGUAAACUCGAUGUUAUCCUUAGAAUGAACUGGUUGGAGUUCAACCAUGUUGAUAUCAACUGUUUUGACAAGUCAGUGUCAUUUUCAGAGUUUCAUGCAAGUGACGAGUUGUUUGUGUCUACUAAGCAAGUGGAUGAAUCCCUGAGAGAUGUUACCAAAGUGUUUAUGAUACUAGCUUAUAUGAAGGCUGAAAGCAAAGCUCCGAUUGGUGAGUUACCAAUGGCGUGUGAUUUUCCAGAAGUGUUUCCAGAUGAUAUCAGUGAUUUUCCACCGGAGUGUGAGGUUGAGUUUUCCAUAGACUUAGUACCUGGUACUAGUCCUAUGUCGACGACUCCGUAUAGGAUGUGUGGUGCAUAA